Molecule: messenger RNA, 7602 nt
Organism: Sus scrofa (pig)
Lineage: Eukaryota; Metazoa; Chordata; Mammalia; Artiodactyla; Suidae
Gene: TTC3
Product: tetratricopeptide repeat domain 3
Biological process (GO): ubiquitin-dependent protein catabolic process
Molecular function (GO): protein binding; ubiquitin-protein transferase activity
Source: RefSeq, a predicted model, not a curated record
ACGCGUCUGCCGCCUGCACAGCCGCCCGCUCCCCGCCGCCAGCUGGCUGACGUGGAGGGCCCGAGGCGGCGGCGGCGGCGGCCGGCGUCCGAGGCUCGCGGGCUGCCGGCCCCGGUGAGUGCACACCUGGCGCGCGGCAGGGCUCCCGGAUGUGUCACCUUGUCGCGCUGCAGCGGAGAUGCCCGGGGAGAGGGGCCCUCCACACCCCCUCCGUGGGUGUGUGGAUGGUGUACUAUGGAUGAUUUUGCUCUGGGAAAUGUCACUGUAGCAGAUUAUGCCUUGUUAGAAGAUUGCGCUUAUGUGGAUGAUUGUGUCUUUGCUCCUGACUUUAUGUCCAGUGACUAUGUUCGUGUGACUCAACUUUACUGUGAUGGGGUGGGUAGGCAAUACAAAGAUUAUACCCAAAGUGAGAGAAACUUAGAAUUCGACAUCUGCACAAUGUGGUGUAGUAAGCCUAUUUCUGUCCUGCAAGAUUAUUGUGAUGCCAUUAAAAUACACGUCUUCUGGCCACUUCUGUUUCAACGUCAACACAGUUCUGUACUAUCACGCUUGCACCCCUGUGUGGAGGCCAAUUCUCCUGCUUCUGAGAUAAGUUUGAAGAAAUUACAACAUCUUGAGUUAAUGGAAGAUAUUGUCGAUUUGGCAAAGAAAGUGGUGAAUGAUUCAUUCUUUAUUGGAGGCUUGUUGAGAAUUGGUUAUAAGAUAGAAAAUAAAAUCUUGGCAAUGGAAGAAGCUUUGAAUUGGGUGAAAUACACAGGCGAUGUAACUAUUCUACCUAAAUUAGGAGCAGUGGAUAAUUGUUGGCCUAUGUUAAGUAUUUUCUUUACUGAAUACAAGUAUCACAUAACUAAAGUUGUAACAGAAAACUGCAAUUUGCUUGAAGAAUUUAAAACUCAAAAUUGUGCGGAGUGUAUAGAGCAAGGAGAACUAAUGAAAAUGAAAGGAAAUGAAGAGUUUUCCAAAGAAAGAUUUGAUAUAGCUAUUAUCUAUUACACCAGAGCCAUUGAAUGUAGACCUGAAAAUCACCUUCUUUAUGGUAACCGAGCUCUUUGUUUUCUUCGCACUGGACAGUUCAGAAAUGCACUUGGUGAUGGAAAGAGAGCUAUUAUUCUGAAGAACAAUUGGACAAAGGGUCAUUAUCGUUAUUGUGCUGCCCUUUCUAUGCUGGGGGAAUAUGACUGGGCCCUGCAAGCAAACAUAAAAGCUCAAAAACUCUGUAAAAAUGACCCUGAGGGCAUCAAGGAUCUAAUUCAGCAGCAUGUAAAGUUACAAAAACAAAUAGAAGACCUGCAAGGUCUAACACCAACUAGGAAUCCAAUUAAGGCCUUUUAUGAGAGCAGAGCCUACAUACCUAAUUUAUCAGCACCUGCAUUUAGUACUUCACUUAACUUUGUGGAGACUGAAAGAAAUUCCAGAAAAACUAACCACGAAAUGGCAAACGGUGGUAAUCAGAAUCUAAAGGCGGUAGAUGAAGCUUCGAAGGUAGAUGAUUGCGACUGUCAUCCUGAGUUUCUGCCACCAUCAAGUCAGCCUCCAAAAUAUAAAGGAAAACAAAAAUCCAGAAACAAUGAAUUGGAGAAGUUCAGUUCUGAUUCACAAGGGAGUUUACCAGUAGAUUUGAAAAACAUCUUGGAGAAACAGUUUUCGAAAUCUUCCAGAGCUGCACACCAGGAUUUUGCUAAUAUAAUGAAAAUGCUGAGAAGCUUAAUCCAGGAUGGCUACACGGCUUUGUUGGAGCAGCGCUGCCGCAGUGCCGCACAGGCCUUCACAGAAUUGCUCAAUGGCUUAGAUCCUCAAAAAAUAAAGCAAUUGAACCUGGCCAUGAUUAACUACGUCUUGGUAGUCUAUGGACUUGCCAUUUCACUCCUUGGAAUAGGACAGCCUGAGGAAUUAUCUGAGGCUGAAAACCAGUUCAAGAGGAUGAUUGAGCACUAUCCUAACGAGGGCCUGGACUGCCUGGCCUACUGUGGGAUCGGAAAAGUGUACUUGAAGAAAAACAGAUUUCUGGAAGCUCUUAACCAUUUCGAAAAAGCAAAGACCUUGAUUUGCCGCCUUCCUGGAGUGUUAACUUGGCCCACAAGCAAUGUGGUUAUUGAAGAGACUCAGCCAGGGAAAAUAAAGAUGCUGUUAGAGAAAUUUAUUGAAGAAUGCAGGUUCCCUCCAGUGCCGGAUGCCAUCUGUUGCUAUCAGAAGUGCCGUGGAUAUUCCAAAAUCCAGAUAUACAUAACUGAUCCAGACUUUAAGGGUUUUAUACGAAUCAGCUGUUGCCAGUUCUGUAAAAUAGAAUUUCACAUGAACUGUUGGAAGAAGUUAAAAACAACAACCUUUAAUGAUAAAAUUGACAAGGAUUUUCUACAAGGAAUUUGUCUUACUCCUGACUGUGAAGGAAUCAUUUCAAAGAUUAUCAUCUUCAGCAGUGGUGGUCAAGUUAAAUGUGAAUUUGAACACAAGGUCAUUAAAGAAAAGGUUCCUCCAAGACCUAUUCUGAAACAGAAAUGUUCUAGCCUAGAGAAGCUAAGGCUGAAAGAAGACAAAAAAAUGAAGCGCAAGAUCCAAAAAAAGGAAGCAAAAAAGUUAGCACAAGAGAGGAUGGAAGAGGACCUAAGGGAAAGCAAUCCACCCAAAACUGAGGAGCAGAAAGAAACCAUAGGCAGUGUUCAGAGUUGCCAGUUCCUUGAUGACAGAAUCCUGCAGUGCAUAAAACAGUAUGCUGACAAAAUUAAGUCUGGUAUACUCAAUACUUCCAAGCUUCUCAAAGAGUUGCUUUCCUGGAAGGUUUUAACCACAGAAGACUACACAACCUGCUUUUCUAGCAGAAAUUUUCUGAAUGAAGCAGUGGACUAUGUUAUACGCCAUUUGAUUCAAGAAAAGAACAGAGUAAAGACAAGGGUUUUUCUGCAUGUUUUGAGUGAGCUUAAAGAAGUGGAGCCAAAAUUAGCCGCCUGGAUCCAGAAGCUUAAUAGCUUUGGCUUAGAUGCCACUGGACCUUUUUUUUCUCGUUAUGGGGCCUCUCUGAAGGAGCUUGAUUUCAGCAUCAUGACUUUUCUCUGGAAUGAGAAAUAUGGUCAUAAGCUAGGUUCUAUAGAAGGAAAGAAGCUUGAUUAUUUCUAUGAGCCAACGUCCUUGAAGGAAGCCCGAUGUUUAAUAUGGCUGCUGGAAGAGCACAGAGACAAGUUCCCAGCACUGCACAAUGCCUUGGACGAAUUCUUUGAUAUAAUGGACAGCCGCUGCACUGUGUUAAGGAAACAGGACAGCGGUGACGUGCCAUUUAAUUCUACCAAGAUAAAAAACAAAGGCAAGAAAAAGAAGCCUAAAGAUUCAAAGCCUAUGUUAGUUGGGUCUGGAACAAGCUCAGUAACACCAAAUAAUGAGACCAUCACUUCAGGUGAAGAUAUCAAACGCAAUUCAAAUUCUGCAGGCCCAUUUGUAGUGCCUGACCACCUUCGCCAAGAUGUGGAAGAGUUCGAAGCUCUGUAUGAACAGCACAGUAAUGAAUAUGUUGUCCGGAAUAAGAAGCUGUGGGACAUUAACCCAAAACAAAAGUGUUCAACUCUUUAUGAUUAUUUCUCCCAGUUGUUGGAGGAACAUGGCCCCUUGGACAUGAGUAACAAGAUGUUUUCCGAAGAAUAUGAAUUCUUCCCAGAAGAGACUCGACAGAUACUAGAAAAAGCAGGAGGUUUGAAAUCUUUUCUCCUGGGAUGUCCUCGUUUUGUUGUGAUUGACAACUGUAUUGCACUGAAGAAAGUUGCAUUACGGCUCAAGAAAAAGAGAAAGAAGAAAAACAUUAAGACAAAAGUCGAAGAAAUUUCAAAAACAGGAGAGUACUUACGAGUUAAACUACCGCUGAAUCCAGCUGCUAGGGAAUUUAAACCAGAUGUAAAAUCCAAACCCGUAUCUGAUUUAUCUUCAGCACCAGCUUCUGAGGAUCUGAAGCCCCAACCUACUUGUACUAAUUCUGCCCAACCAGCUUGUGAAGCUGUGAAGCCAAAACCAAUUUCCGAUAAUUCUUCCAGAUCAGUUUCUGAGGAUGCGAAGCCCAAAGGGGUCUCUUCUGAUCCCCCCAAACCAGUCUCUGAGGAGGCAGGUCACAAGCAAGUCUCCAACUGUCCCAAACCAAUUCUUGAGGAUGUGAAACCAACCUAUUGGCCUCAGCCGCAUUUGGUCACAGGAUACUGUACGUAUCUUCCCUUUCGGGGAUUUGACAUUACCCAGACGCCACCUGCGUUUAUAAACGUGUUACCGACCAUGCCCCAGUAUAGCAUUUACACACCUCUGGCCACCGUUUCUUCUGAAUAUCAGCUGCAAAGAUCAAUACCAGUGGUGCCAUCUUUUGUAGCCAGCGACAUAACAGACGUGCGUUUUGAGGGUCACCAUUUCAUUGCCGAGAACGCCCCUGGUCCCCAGAUUGUCCCUGAAACACAGAUCCUUCAGGACUCUUCGGAAAUACCAGUAAAGCCACAGUGCCUCACAGAUGGGGCUGAUACAGCCCCCAGUGAGUCUAACAGAAACGAUGGUCACUGUGGAAAUUCUGCCAAGUGGGAGGAAAAUCCAGAAAAUACUGAUGAAGUAACAGAUACUCCACGUACACAAAUGGUUGCCAUACAGGUGUCUUGGAAUAUAACACAUCAAGAAGUCAAUACUGAGCCAUAUAAUCCUUUUGAGGCACAACAGGGAGAUAUUUCACAGAUUGAAAAGGAGUACCAGGUUUUACAAGAGCAGCUUAAGGAAGCCUGUGAAAACUACGAGCAGAGGAAUAUCGAGGGCUCAGAAGAGACCAAGGACUUGGAAGAAAAGUUGAAAAGGAACAUAGAAGAAAAUAAGAUCUCAAAGACAGAAUUAGAUUGGUUCCUCAAAGACUUGGAAAAGGAAAUUAAUAAAUGGCAACAGGAGAAAAAAGAAAUCCAAGAAAGACUAAAGGCACUGAAGAAGAAAAUGAAAAAGGUUUUAAAUACCAAUGAAACGUAUACCCAGGAAAAUGAUGGAAAGGAGAAGGAACAUGAAUUACUUCUGGAUCAAUCCAUUGAAAUCAGUAACGCAUUCACAGAGGAGAAAAUGAAGAUGGAAGAGUGUAUAAAGAAGCGCAGAGAGCACUAUGAAGAGAGUCUUCAAAGGGCUGUCGAGGCAGAGGUAUCUGUGCUUGAAAACUGGAAGGAGACGGAAGUGUAUAAAUUACAAACCAUGGAGUCACAAGCUGAAGGGUUUCUUAAGAACCUGAAGCUAAUGAGCAGUGAUUCUGCAACGUAUCCUGACACUGAGUCUGACAUACAUUCAUGGGAAUCAUUUCUUUCUGAGGUUAGAAAAGAAAUUGAGAAAGCAGAGUCUCAGUUCGAAGAACAAAUUCAAGCGAUUAAAAAUGGUUCUCGGCUCAGUGACCUUUCUAAAGUGCAGAUUUCUGAGCUUUCAUUUCCUGCUUGUAACACAGUUCAGCCUGCGUUACUUCCUGAGCUGCCAGGCCAUCAUGAUCAAGAUCCCUCCACUUCUACAAGUCAUGAGACCGGAGACCCGACAGCAGUUCUCGAGGAUUCGAGUCUGCUCCCUGCCACCGAUGGCCUGGAGGAGUCUCCCUCCUGCGAGCUGGAAGUCGCCCCUCUGCCCGAGCCUCAGAGCCCUGGCCAGGCGGCUGAGUCAGAGCCAAGCCUUGCCGCUGAUCAGAAGUCACCCGUUGCUGUGGGACGUGCCACCCGUUCAAGCCAGUCUCCAAAAAAGCCGUUCAAUAGUAUCAUCGAGCACCUGUCAGUGGUGUUCCCAUGUUACAACAGCACCGAACUUGCUGGUUUUAUUAAAAAAGUGAGAAACAAAAACAAGAACUCGCUCUCUGGAUUGAGUAUUGACGAAAUUGUCCAAAGAGUGACAGAACACAUUCUAGAUGAAGAGAAGAAGAAAAAGCCAAAUCCAGGAAAGGACCAGAGGCCAGAGCCCAGCUGUGCCGCUUCUGUGACCGGGGCCAUGCAGGACCUGCCGUCCGUGGUUGCUGGAUCGUCACCCAGAACCAAGGGGCAGAAGACCGAGGACAUCCUUGUGUCUGAUGCACAGUCCUGUGAAAUAUGCCACGAAGCGUUCAGAUCCAAAAAUGUGCGUGUGCUGAAAUGUGGGCACAAGUUCCACAAAGGGUGCUUCAAGCAGUGGCCUAAGGGGCAGGGCGCUUGCCCAGCCUGCCUGGACUGUGACCUGUCAGAAGAGUAGCCUGCCCUCCGCAGAGGCCCGCCUGCUGUUCUAGGUAGUUACAGCCACUAACAAGUCUCUACUCUUUGUUGAUGUACUACCCUUGAUGCAAAAAGCAAACACUUGAAGAUUCUUUGCACUGUCGCAAUGCUACUAAAUGGAAAUCUUUAAUAUAGUUGAGAGUAAGUCAUUCCCCAGCUCUGCUGAAACACCUUGAUAACAGCCAGAAGGUGGCUGGUCGAGCUGGUGUACCAGCACCUUUCACUGUUGGGGCUGCUGCGGAGGGGCUCUCUGAGGUGAGUGCCUCAAAGCAGGACCCGAAUUCUAAGUAUUCCUGACCUAUUAAUGUGCCCCACGUCAAAGUCUUUAUGAGAUCAGUGUUCCUGAACACAUGCCUGCAGUUUUCCUCAGAGAUUCUGCAUUUUAAAAACCGGGCUUAAGCAAACCACAUUUUAAUAAGUUGUAGUUAAUGUUAAAAUAUUGGCUGAUUUAGACCAAAAGAUUCAGCUUUCCCGUUCAUUGAUUUUGAUUUUUCAUUUCAUUAUUGUAUUUCUCCCCAGUAGAAUUGUUACGUGCUUGUUUUCCAUCUUCUGAAGACAUGAUGAUUUUUGAAAAUUAAUUACAAAACACUAGUAUCAGCUAAGACUUUUUUUUACCCCCGUAAUCAAGGCUACUGUAUAUUCAUCAUCCGAACCCCGCAUCUGGAGCUUACUCUCUGAAUACCUUACUGUACUCGUUGGUGACGUUCGUCCCUCCUCGGGUCAGACAGCAGGUGUUUGCAUAUCUCUGUCUCGCACGCAGUGGGCGCUGUGCGGAAACGGGCCCGUCAGCCCCUUUCCUUACCCCCCCACCAGAAGGGACACUUGUGUAGUUAGUCCUGAGGUGUCCCUGUCAGACGUUCGUUCUGUGCCUGACGUGUGUGUGAAGUAAUGCAUGCACUCCUGUCCUGUGGCCUGAGAACAAAACUAUAACCGCGGUAGAAGCUGUUAGAAAACUAGUUAUCUGUAGUGACUUAGAGACAGUAGUAAACAUAGAAACAUGAAUCCUGGACACAUUCCAUUUCUCCCAAGUGGGAAGGAUCAAAAAACACUUUCCCGUGUGUUCUUUGUUCCCCUCUGGAAGCUCCGAGUCCCAGGCUCGUGAGCUGACUCGAUCGCCUCCCUCUGCCUCGGUUCCUCGUGAGUUUUGAUGUCCUAGUGACGUAGUGCCUAGAAGCUCACCCCAUAUCUUGAAGCAGAUCCUUAAAACACUGUCUGCAUGUUCACAGUAACCGAGGACCGUGGGUCUGAAGAUGCAUAGGGACGAGUUUGUAGCAGCAGGUACCAGGGAGGGAGGAGCGGCUGGACAGUGCGAGGUGUUUUGUACGUGACUUCAAGCGUAGUUGUGAACAUGCCUUACCCGUGUCCUCUAAGUGUCAAAAUAAAGAGUAUUCUAAAAUGA